AUGGCUUUAGCCAAUCCCAGAAAACGGGCCAGAGCAUGUCCCGACCUCGAUAACUACAAAGAUGAUAUCAUAAUGAGAUACAAUCUGGGUUGGCCUCUUCGAAAGAUUGUGGAGGAGUCCAACGCGGACUUUGGGUUAAAUGCAACAGAGUGUCAAUAUAAAGGGCGUCUAUAUGGUCCCUGGCGCUGCCGUAAACGCUUGAAAACAGAGGAAUGGGUCCUGGUUAAUCAAAAGAUGACUACCCGAGAGGCCUUAGGAAAGACUGAAACACAAGUUGUUCUCAAUGGUGGCACUUGCAUUUCGCAACAGACCCUGGAAAGAGGGAGACGAAGGCACAUUACAUUUACCGACAAGCUAUUCGCCGCGAUGGCGGGACCACUGGGAAGUCAACGCGAGAGUGUGCGGGACGGGGCGAUUGAGGUAUACUCUCCUCCUAGCCUUAGUCCUUUCAUCCCGUUGUUAAACCCGCCCAAACCUAAGAUCCCGUACUCUCUUCUGUAUUGUUUGCCGAUUGUUAUAUCGGAAGUAUCUCUAGUCGCUGCAUUUAGGCGCAGCACCUCUAGCCACUCCACUAACCUUAGUUCGGCAAAACCACACCCCUCGCUAGCCCUCUUGAGGGUCAUAAUAUUUCGGCUUUCAAACAACUUGUUUAAGAAAGAGGAAAUUUUAGCACUUCUUGAUUCCGUGGACAAGCUAGGAUAUAGAGAACCGCUUAAGGAACUCCUCUCACUUAAAACUAUAUCAAUAGAAGCUGCGUGUUACAAUCUCAUCACCAUUUGCUACGAGAGAGCAGACGAAGAACUCACCAGCCAUAUUCGAGCUCUUUAUCCAGACCUGGAGCUCGAUCUUUACUCCCUUGCAGCACAAAUUAUAUGUCCCGCGGUAGAAUUUGAGUCCGAUGUGGACUGGGAUCAACCGAAUUAUCACCAAGACCAAAGAUUCAAACUGUUUUUCGGUUCUCUAUUAUCCAACGCUUCAAAGAUUCGAUUACAACAAAACCUUUCACGCCCCAACAACAAUACAAGCUCGCUUUCCUGCUCCCUAAGGCUGGUUUUAGACCAUAUUCGACGUUACAAAGCUCUUCCUUAUGAUCGAUGGUCUUCCAGGUUGUUACUACUCCUAUGCGAAGAGGUUUUGGAAGAUCUGGGUUUAUUUUUCGAAGUAUGGGAUCCCGUGAGAGUGCCGGUAGAUAUGGUAGAGUCAUUGGACCCCGAGUGUCCUUACAUGCCUCUCGCUACGACUACAAUUUCUACCAUGGAAAUAUUAUCUGCGGCAGGCUUUCAGCAUGGCAAGGCCUUGUUACUGCUAAGAGCUUCAAUACAGAAGGACCACAAGCUAUUUCAAGCUUGCCUCGAGAGAUUCUAUCCGAAUUGGUGGUUGGAGGGCCAUAGUGAACUGCUUUUAUUUGAUAUCGAUAGCAAAGGAGAUUUCAGGGACUGCCGAACGCAAGAAAUACUUUGGGAAGCUACCAUGAUUAUAAAUAGCUUCUGCUCGAAGGACAUGUGUUGUCAAUGGCUCCAAGAAGAGAGGCAAGCUAGUAUGUCGCCCGAGGGUGCUAAAUGGUGGCGCGAUCGUGCCCCAGAGCUAGGUCGCGAUGCGACCUUCAUAGAGAUUUCUGGCCACCUGCCGCGCACGUGGCUGAAAGGCCACGUGCUUAGCAUUAGUGAGAAUUAUGCUCGCCUCUUGAUUUACAUAGGAAUGAUACGGGAGGACCUCAGAGACGAAGUGUUCGAGCUGGUAUGGCAAAGAUAUAUACAGAUGUGGCCACCAGUACCUAGCGAUGAAGCUAAGAAUUGCAUACGAGAAGAGUAUGAUUGCUUUCUCUUUAGCAUCAUUACUGACGCUGCAACUAAGCAGGCAGGCCGGUUUUCUCCAGCCCUGAUCAGCGUACAAAACAUUCUUGACUUCAAACCCCCUCUCCGAUUCCUUGGGGAGCCAUCCUUCCACCAGAAGUUAAGCAUCAUUCAGAAGAUUAUCAAUGAUGUCGACGAUGUCAAUCGACAAAAGAUUUUUGCUCAUUUUAUGAGAGAAUUGUUCGGUAUUGAGCGACCCCCGGUGCCGGCCAGUCAAGACCAACUACGAUUGUCGGAAUUGGUAAGGUUUCUACAGGAAACUGGCUUAGACCUUGACUUUGCCGUCGAUCAUUUCGUUCGUGGUGCUUCCAAGACCUUUAAAGUUGAAGAUGUGGGAUGGGUUACAAAGAAGGGAAGCGGAAACGAAACAUAUCUCGACAUAUCCUUUAGAAAAUCUUCGCCUUGGCUGUUUAUCCUACUUCUUUCCUGUGGGGCGCAUCCCCGAACUUUAGAAGAUUCUUUCGAGCUUGGAGGUCGGGAUGAGGAUCGGGAUGAGGAUCGGGAUGAGGGGAGGAUACCGGGAGCAAUGUGGCUUGCGGCAGAGAGUCGAGAUUGUGAUGCUAUUUCAGGGCUAUGGAGCUCGAGGAUUUCACCAGUGAGGCCGGGAUCGGGCGAACAUGGGUUGAAACUGGCCGUCAAAGAUGUCAUUGCCACAGUUAGUCAAGGUCAGCUCGAUAAAGCUACCAGGCUUAUCUUUCGGCCCGCUGAGGCCAAGGAUUCUGCAACCGUUAAAUUUUUCUCUCUCCUAGGGGAGGCUCUGGUCUCUCAAUUGCAUUUGAGGCCUGAGCUGUUUUCGCCAGCUGAUACUGCCGUUACUAAAUUCCUAAUAUCAAGCAUAACUUCACCAGCCUUCGCAAGUGCCGUUGGAGAGUGGUGUCCCGAGGAGCUUAAAGUAUCGGGUUCCCAUGAUUGCGAGCGGUAUUGCGUCCGGCGCCGCUGGAUACCAAAGAGUACGGGUAUACACCCCUUGAGUGUUCAAUAUCUGUUCUACAAGACUUGUUUUGAGCCAGUAGUGCUGAAAUCAAUUCAGCUCGGGAAGGUUAAAGUGAUCGCAGGGCUAGUGGAAGCUCCAGGGGUGGCUCAUCAACUUAUAACAUGGUUCCCAUCAUCAUUUCGGGCCUAUGUUAGUGCUGCAGCUGAGCACAGUCUAGAAAUCCUAAAACUUCUCGUAGCGGCUGGCCCUAGUAUUGAGGAACUGUACAAACAGGGACUCAGGCCCCUUCACAAAGCCAUCAGUUCCGGUCAACUCAAUAUGAUCAUAUAUCUCUUAUCGGAGGGCGCUAGGGUGGAGGAGGGGGAAUAUGGGUUGACAGCUGUCGAGAAAGCUGUUAGAGAGGGCCAACUUGAUACAGUUGCGUUGUUCCUCGAAGUUCGUCCUGAUUGCGCCGAGCUCGCACUCAGGGCUGCACGAGGAGAUACACGUAACAAGUCGCAGCCGCACAUUGAAAAACAUAUUAGGAAUUGGAUGGCUAAAAGGGAAAUGGAAGGAAAGGAUCUUACAAAAUCAGCGGACAAUCCGUCAGAUACAAUACCAGAAGCGAUAGCCCGUCUGGGGCUCUUUAGUGACGUCUCGACAUAG
Orbilia oligospora ATCC 24927 is the source of this 3432-nucleotide messenger RNA. RefSeq lists its product as uncharacterized. Gene Ontology annotation, molecular function: protein binding. The transcript is spliced from 2 exons. The record is from RefSeq and is a predicted model, not a curated record. Bases 1 to 3432 code for a protein of 1143 amino acids. NCBI's taxonomy places the organism in Eukaryota, Fungi, Ascomycota, Orbiliomycetes, Orbiliales, Orbiliaceae.